UUAUCGCAUGUUAAAUAAUAAUGAUCUUGUAAUACAACAUGAUAAUUGUUAAACAUACAAGGUACCUAGGUAUGUAGCAAUCGUUGUUUGCGGUCAUCUAUAAAAUGGUUGCUGAGACCCGACUUUACAAAUUUCCUCUACCUAACAUUAGUGACUGUCGUCUCAAAAAUAAAAAUCGAGCUUUUUAUCGUAGUGUUUGUUAAGUCCUCAUACUUAUCCUAGUAUCGUCUAGUUAAUGGGUAUUCCACAAUUAAAUCAAAGUCGAUUAAUUGUAUCGCUGGCUCUCUUCACUAUACUGAUCCUCUUAUUCCGGAACGCCGGUAAAUUUAACGAUCCCGACCCCGACCCAGUCAUCGUGAACAUGUCAGACACGGGCGACGUCAUCUCGAAACUGAAAGUGUCAGUCCGCCAAGUCAGCAGCGCAUCGUCCCCCCCGCCGAAGCUAGCGGUGGCUGUCACCAAUACGCACUCUAGCGCCGUGACGAUCCUGUCCUGGAACUCCCCUCUGGAUCCGUUAGCGUUGCAGUUAGGCCUCGUGUCUUUUGUACACGCCGAUAGCGACAGCCCCAUUCAGAUUCCGACAAUCCAGAUCAGGCGUAAAAUGCCGCCGGGGCCGGAGGCCCUAGUCGAGAUCGGGGCGGGCCAGAUUAGAGAACAGGUCCUAGAACUCAGGGAUCCUAUCGUGCCACUGGAGGAGCUACGUGGCAAGGUGAGGGUCGCUUGUGCAGGAGAGUGGAUGGGUGUCUGGCUGUCAGAGGCCGACGCCGUUCCUAAGGCUUCCCUGGAGAAAGCUGGCGCCAGUGACGACGCAUUUCGGGGGCCUUUCCGAAGUGAGGCAGUCGAUAUGGAGUUAUAAGUGAUGCUAGGUUAGCUUAGUUGGGAAGGUAUUUGUAUAGGCAGAAAGGCGUCAAAAUAAGUGCC
This is a messenger RNA of Daldinia vernicosa, 921 nucleotides long. RefSeq lists its product as uncharacterized. Bases 236 to 856 code for a protein of 206 amino acids. NCBI's taxonomy places the organism in Eukaryota, Fungi, Ascomycota, Sordariomycetes, Xylariales, Hypoxylaceae. The transcript has a single exon. The record is from RefSeq and is a predicted model, not a curated record.